GUGUAACUUUUAUUUAGUAGAUUAGAGUUUAUACUGAUCAUUUGAUACGUUCGUCGUACGUUAUUUUCGUACUGAAUUUGCACUAAAUAAUUUAAUUUGGCGUUGUAAAUGAUAUAUAUGUACGAAUAUGAUACGAAUUUAGUGCGGACAAGACAUACGAUAUAAACUAGGCCAGCACUUAUUCUUCUCUCUGUGAAAAACAUAUUUGUCAAAUGGCGAUACAUGUUAUUAGAAAUAAUUUAUCGAGAUUUAUUGAAAAACGUUUACAAGCUGCUUUUACAUUAAGAUACUCUACGGAAAUGCUACCCACAUAUAAAACAUUAAUAAUAUCCAUUCCAAAACCAUUUAUUUAUAUGGUCAAAUUGAACAGGCCACAAAAAAUGAAUGCAAUAAAUUUAACUAUGUGGCAAGAAUUUAAGGAAUGUUUUCAAGAAUUAACAGUGAAUUCAGAUUGCAGAGUGGUUAUUUUGUCAGCUGCUGGCAAGGCGUUUUGUGCAGGAAUUGAUGUACAAGGGAUGAUGGAAGUGGGUCAGAAUCUUGCACAGCAUGAAGAUAUUGCACGUAAAUCCAAAGUUUUGGAAUCUAUGAUUCAAGAUUAUCAAGAUUCAUUCACAGCUAUAGAAAAGUGUCCAAAACCUGUAAUAGCUGCUGUGCAUGGUGCAUGCAUUGGGGCAGGUGUAGACAUGAUAUCCGCAGCUGACAUUCGUUACGCUUCAUCUGAUGCAUACUUUCAAAUAAAAGAAGUUGAUAUAGGCAUGGCAGCUGAUGUGGGUACACUUCAAAGAUUCCCAAAAAUUGUAGGCUCUGAUAGUUUGGUAAGAGAACUCGUCUAUACAGCACGAAAGUAUCCAGCAGCUGAAGCACUGAAAAGUGGAUUUAUAAGCUCUAUGUUAGAUGAUGAGGAAAGUUUGUUGAAUAAAUCGAUAGAAGUUGCUGAAAAUAUUGCAAGCAAGAGUCCAGUUGCUGUGCAAGGUUCAAAAAUAAGCUUAAUAUAUUCUAGAGACCACUCUGUUCAAGAAGGAUUGAAUCAUAUUGCUAUGCAUAAUAAAUCAAUGCUUCAAAGUGAAGAUUUCUUAAAUGCAACCAUGGCACAAGCUAUUAAAGGUGAUCCUCCAAUAUUUUCAAAGUUAUAAAUUGUUAAUAUGUUAUAAUAUGUCACAUUGUGGACUUAUUUGGAUUAUUUGUAUGCUAUUUUUAUAAAGAUGAAGCAAAUAUAUUUGAACAAAAUGUUUCUGUAACAAAAUAUAAAUAUAUACUUUCACAACUUGUUUAAA
Messenger RNA from Linepithema humile (Argentine ant), 1274 nucleotides. Its product is annotated as delta(3,5)-Delta(2,4)-dienoyl-CoA isomerase, mitochondrial. Gene Ontology annotation, molecular function: delta(3,5)-delta(2,4)-dienoyl-CoA isomerase activity. The record is from RefSeq and is a predicted model, not a curated record. NCBI's taxonomy places the organism in Eukaryota, Metazoa, Arthropoda, Insecta, Hymenoptera, Formicidae. Gene Ontology annotation, cellular component: mitochondrion.